Molecule: messenger RNA, 3563 nt
Organism: Melanotaenia boesemani (Boeseman's rainbowfish)
Lineage: Eukaryota; Metazoa; Chordata; Actinopteri; Atheriniformes; Melanotaeniidae
Gene: ift80
Product: intraflagellar transport 80 homolog (Chlamydomonas)
Exons: 20
Coding region: 381-2714 (777 amino acids)
Biological process (GO): cilium assembly
Cellular component (GO): intraciliary transport particle B; cilium; centrosome
Molecular function (GO): protein binding
Source: RefSeq, a predicted model, not a curated record
UCUCGCGAUAACUCACUCUCAAGCUCUUACUCACCAGCUUAAAGGGCUGCCAAAAGUUAGUCUUUAUACCUAAGAUAAAAAUGCUGAAUAGUUAUGGAUGAGACUGCUUUGCGGUGUAUUGACUUGUCCUUGUACAAUAAAUGACACGCUGCGUUACUGGCUGUCUCAUAGUGAAGUCGGUAACGACAAAAUGAUGCCUAUGCUAACCAAAAGACGGUUAGCAUUCAAGUUUCAGGCGAGACUCGGGGACAUCUGAGGAGUCACAUUAGCAACAGCGAGAGGUACCGUAGCAACUGCAGACGCUCGUUCACCGUGAAAGCUAUCAGUGCACAACAACGGUUUUGUUAUACUCAGCGAUUACAACAGAGCAAACAGCCACAAUGAGACUGAAAACAUCGCUCUUAAAGGAACCUAAACAUAAGGAACUUGUGAGUUGUGUGGGUUGGACUACAGCAGAUGAAUUGUACUCAUGCAGCGAGGAUCAUCAGAUCCUCAAGUGGAAUCUGCUCACCAAUGAAACCAGUCUUGUUGUCAGAUUGCCAGAAGAGAUUUAUCCUGUUGACCUACACUGGUUCCCCAAGACUGCUGGUGGCAAAAAACAGAGCCAAGCAGACACUUUUGUACUCACCAGCACUGAUGGGAAGUUUCACCUGAUUUCCAAGAUGGGACGUAUUGAGAAGAGUAUCGAAGCACACAAAGGAGCUGUUUUAGCUGGGAGAUGGAACUAUGAAGGAACUGCUCUUAUCACAGCUGGAGAAGACGGACAGAUUAAGAUCUGGUCAAAAAGUGGGAUGUUACGCUCAACACUAGCCAACCAAGGGUCUCCUGUUUAUUCUGUGGCCUGGAGUCCAGACUCGGACAGAAUACUCUACACAUUAGGAAGGCAGCUUUUCAUCAAGCCUCUACAACCAAGCGCCAAAGUUUUACAGUGGAAGGCACAUGAUGGACUUGUGCUGAAAGUGGACUGGAAUUCAGUCAAUGAUCUCAUCUUGUCAGGUGGAGAAGACUGUAAAUAUAAGGUGUGGGACAGCUUUGGACGUCUGCUUCACGUAUCGUCCUCUCAUGACUACCCAAUCACCUCUCUGUCCUGGGCUUCUGAUGGGGAAGUUUUUGCUGUGGGCUCCUUCAACACCCUGCGGCUCUGUGACAAGACCGGAUGGUCCUAUGCACUGGAGAAACCUAACACAGGCAGUGUGUUCAGCUUGGCCUGGUCUGCAGACGGCACCCAGCUGGCCGGGGCCUGCGGAAACGGACAUGUCAUCUUUGCCCAUGUGGUGGAGCAGCAUUGGGAAUGGAAGAACUUUGUCAUCACUCUUACCAAGAGGAGAACCAUGCAGGUGAGGAAUGUGCUGAACGAUGCAGUAGACAUACUGGAGUUUAGAGAUCGUGUCAUCAAAGCCUCACUGGGAUACGGUCACCUGGUUGUCGCCACUUCCCUUCAGUGCUACGUCUACAACUCAAGAAACUGGAAUACUCCUCUCAUCUUUGACCUGAAGGAGGGAACAGUCAGCCUCAUCCUGCAAGCAGAGAAACAUUUUUUACUCGUGGAUGGAGCAGGGUUGUAUACAUUCUCCUAUGAGGGUCGUUUGAUAUCUUCCCCCAAGUUUCCUGGUAUGAGAGCUGACAUCCUAAGUGCCCAGUGCGUCUCACUUAGCAACGAUACAAUUGCCAUUCGAGACAAGAGUGAUGAAAAAGUGAUCUUUUUCUUUGAGGUCUUGACUGGAAAAGCUCUUGGCGAUGGGAAGCCCCUGACUCACAAGCUAGAGGUGAUGGAAAUGGCUUUGGAUCAGUGUGGCCCAUCCAUUGAGAGGAAAGUUGCACUGAUUGACAAGAAUCGUGACUUGUACUUGACCUCAGUGCAUCAUCUUGGGCGAGAACCCAAAAUCUGCAAAAUUGGUAGCAUGGUUCACAGUAUGGCGUGGAAUGAUUCCACUAACAUCCUAUGUGGAAUCCAAGACAAUCAGUUAACAGUGUGGUGCUACCCAAGUGUUGUAUUCACAGACAAGGAACUACUCCCAAAAACACUAUACAUAAAAGACAGCAGUGAAUUCAGCCGUGCACCCCACAUUCUGAACUACGUUGCCACCAAAGUGACAUUACGCCAAGGAGACGGUUCAUUGGUGUACAGCAGUGUGCCUCCUUAUCCUGCCCUCCUGCAUGAAUACAGCACAUCUGCCCGCUGGGAGGAUGCACUACGUCUCUGCUGUUUUGCCAAAGACCAGUCUUUAUGGGCAUGUCUUGCUGGUAUGUCAAUGGCAAACAGGGAGCUGACCACUGCAGAGAUGGCUUAUGCUGCCAUUGGAGAGCUACCCAGGGUGCAGUAUAUCAACUUUAUUAAGGAGCAGCCAUCUAAAGAGUCCUCUUUGGCCCAUAUGCUGCUGUUCAGUGGUCAAGUCCAGGAAGCUGAGUCAACACUAUUACAAGCAGGUCUCAUCUACCAAGCCAUACAAGUGAACAUUGACCUUUUCAACUGGGAAAGGGCACUGGAGCUGGCAGUCAAACACAAAACCCAUGUGGACACCGUGCUGGCCUACAGGCAGAAGUUCCUGCAGAAAUUUAGCAGGAAGGAGACCAAUAAGAGAUUUCUGCAGUACUCUGAAGGAGUUGAAGUGGACUGGGAAAAAAUCCAGGCAAAGAUAGAGAUGGAGUUGUCUAAAGAGAGAGAAAGGGCUGCUUUCGUGUCUGUGAGGAGCAGUGUGGCCUCACGCCGCUAAUUUACAGGGUUUUCAUAUUUGGUGGUUUCACUCCACCUCAGCAUGAUACAAAGUCUUUACUUGUGUCCACCAUAACUUAAAACUUAAUGUUGAAACCAAAGCAGAGAUGUGGAGAUGGAGAUGGACAUGAAAUAUAUGACUAUGACUCUUAAACUAAAGACAUGCUUGUAACAAACUUGUCAUGAGGCACAUACAUGGCUGUUGGCUACUAUAGCUGGUUAAUAACUUUUUUGACGAGUGUCUUCAUUUCUACGAACUACUGUUUAUUCCCCUACACGUACACUUCAGCCCUGAACCUUUCUAUUACUAGAACUGAACACAAUAGGCUGCAUUUUAGAUAAAAAAUGUCUGAGUCAGAUAGAUUGGACUCUGUGCAGUUAUGUCCAGGCAGCUCCAUGUUGUGAAGUCCAGAAAAGACAUAAUGAGACCGUCUAUGAAUUGUGUGGAUGAUAAACAGCCAGCAAAUGUGCAUGCUGAUGAAAAGAUUUUUUUUUUCUCUGUAUAAACAUGCAUUCUGAUUUCCACUAUUGUCUAUAAUUUUGGCUUUAUCUUAAUACAUUUAAUACUAAUAACGCAAAACAGUAAACACUAUUGAAAUGUCUAAGUUGUCGUCCACAAUGUGCUGUGAGCAAAACAGUGAUUUCUGUAACAUGUUUUUUUCAUUAUCCUACCUUCUGUUUGCACUACCUGGACUAACAGGUACUAACACUGGAGGAUCUUUUUAACACUUCCGUGUUGUUUCUACACAUCUACUUUUGUUUUUUAAAGCGUAUAUCUAAUAUUAUAAACACUUACUUCUGGAAAGACUAGAAAUAAUUUCAGGUAAUAAAGCAAAUGAGAAGCAACAUA